Molecule: messenger RNA, 486 nt
Organism: Babjeviella inositovora NRRL Y-12698
Lineage: Eukaryota; Fungi; Ascomycota; Pichiomycetes; Serinales
Exons: 1
Coding region: 142-387 (81 amino acids)
Source: RefSeq, a predicted model, not a curated record
AGGUCAAGUGUAUAUAUUAUAGAGCAUGCAGAAAGCCUUGGGCUAAAGCGGGUGAGGGGUGAAUGUAAGUAUGGUACGGGGGAUGGGGUAUUGGCCGAUAGGACAUGUAUAAUAUGAGCUAUACUAGAUAUUCAGUGGGGAAUGCGUGAACAGUCUAAACCCAUACUAAUGCUUAAAUACAGAGGUUUAGGUGUUUACGGCGACAUAAAUAAAGUAAAUGAAAUGCUAAACAACAAAUUGAGAGAAGGGAUGCUUGGUGUGGAGAAUCCUAAGAGGCUGCGGGUGGCCAAACAAUGUUGGAGUAUCGUGAACAUUGACUCAAUUCACUACACCAUAUUACAACUACAUAUAAUAGCACUUAUCAGGGUAGCCGAGAGAAUAUGUUGAUGAAAUAACAGCCUGCAGAACCCUGUCGACCAUCAAGAACCCACCGUAUCUACCACUCUCUAUAUAAAAGACCCACCGUAUCUACUACCCUCUACAUCA